Messenger RNA from Danio aesculapii, 1474 nucleotides. RefSeq names its product MCL1 apoptosis regulator, BCL2 family member b (gene mcl1b). The record is from RefSeq and is a predicted model, not a curated record. Gene Ontology annotation, molecular function: channel activity; protein heterodimerization activity; protein homodimerization activity. NCBI's taxonomy places the organism in Eukaryota, Metazoa, Chordata, Actinopteri, Cypriniformes, Danionidae. The coding region runs from base 130 to 816 and encodes 228 amino acids. The transcript has 3 exons. Gene Ontology annotation, biological process: positive regulation of apoptotic process; mitochondrial fusion; extrinsic apoptotic signaling pathway in absence of ligand. Gene Ontology annotation, cellular component: mitochondrial outer membrane.
UAGUCUCUUGUGAGAAGAAGAAAAAAUGUAGAGUUGUUUGGAUAUUGACUUUAAAAGGAAGCCGUUUCACUCCAAAUUCAUCUUCGAUUGAUUUGAUUAAAGGCGUUUAUGUGGAAUUGAAAGCAGAAAAUGUUCGCUGGGAGAAACAACGACAACGGCUUUUGGCCAUGCACUGGAUUACAAAGCAAAACACUGGUUAUUCCAGAACUGAAAGCGCAUAACCAGUUUGCGGUGGACUCUCUCCAGGGCUCUGUACCGUGCUCACCUUCCGACGAAACGGGGGAUUAUCCCCCCACCGCGCUUGACAUGGACACGCGGGAGAUUAUUGACACUUUCUUAAAAAUUUUUACAGGACUCCCUCAUUCUAAAAGUGGACGAAACCAAGUACUGUCAACAAUGAAGCGGGUUGUGGACAGUCUCGCGGUGAAGCACGAGCUCGCUUACAAAGGUAUGAUUGCACGGCUAAAUCUGGAGCAGAAAGGAGAAGAUGUGAGUUUCAUCAAGCAAGUGGCAACAGAGCUCUUUAGCGAUGGCACCACAAACUGGGGUCGUAUUGCCAGUCUGCUAACAUUUGGGGCAAUGCUGUGCAAGUACCAGAAUGACAGAGGACAUAGCAAGUAUGUGAGGUUGGUAGGGGAGGAGAUUUCGUCUUAUCUACUCACAGAGCAGUGGGACUGGAUACUCAGAAACAAAGCAUGGGAUGGCUUUGUGGAAUUUUUUCACGUCCCGGAUACAGAGGCAGCUGUGAGGAACACACUUCUAACAAUUGGUGGUGUGGCUACAUUAAGUGCAGCACUUGCCUAUUGGAUACGGUGAAUCCACAUGGACUUUCCAAAAACAAAACAAACAAUGGAUUCAGAACUUUAAAUCUAUUUUUGUAUUGUUUUUUUUGAGAAUUCAUUUUCACAAUUUUUUUGUUUUCAACAUGCUCAGUGUAUUUAAAAAUUUUGUUCAAACAUAUACGUUAAAUGCUAUUUUUGUAUUAAAAAGUACAAUUUUAAAAUAAUUUCCAGCCUUCUACGGAGUAACCCUUUCAACGCCAGUUUUUUUUUGUGUGCAGUUUACAUAUCACAAUCACAUUUGAUAUUGUAAAUACACAUCCACCAGUGUUCUUUAAAAAUAAUGGGAAAUUUGAUUAAAACUAAAAUUAUCUGUUGCACCCACACUAUAAGUGCAUUUGUCAACCCCUUUUCAUAUGAAUACUAGAAUUAUUUUUAAGCAAUGUAUUGCACGGAUAACUUCAGCUGCUGGCUUUAUCUGAGGAAUGAGCUUUAAAGCUUUUAUCUAAAAGCUAAUGGUGGUUCUGUUUUGAGUGCUAUUUGAUAGCACUGUGAUAGCAGUUAACCACACAAGGCUGCUUAAACUUUUGUCUGACUGAUUGAAAUAUUUAGGGAAGUUUGAGAACAAAUCUCUCUGAGCUUUCUCUGUGAAUUUACUGUUCUCUAAACUGCCAAUUAAACUCAUAAGCUAAUAA